CUCAGUUCAAUAUACUCAAUUAGAACAUGGAACAAUACGCGAUCGCAGCCACAGUCAAGGCAUCAAGUUCAUAUCCUCAAAAAUGAGAUGGCAGUCGAAGAACAAUACUAAGCCGCCCUUCACCUGAGACAGAAACACCUUUCACAAAAUGCAUGUCGCACAUUUUUUCAUCCAGACAUCACAAAAACACUUUCACCGGGGCCAUUUCAAACCACACGACUACCCUCUCCCAAUCGCAUUGCCGUCUUUAGAGUCAAGCCCAAGUUUACACCAUGUCCAAGACAUAUGGUCUAGGCUGGUUCUGGGUGGACUCUCUUUCUUGAUUUGUCACAUCCUCAUCCUUUGUAUUGUUCUCUAUUUCUCCUUUUGCGAGUGGCUUGGUCUUUCUUCGCGCAUUGUUCAAGAAUAAUCUGCUGCUGGACAAUUCUCGAAAUUGCCUGAUAUUCUUCGGCUCGGAUUCUUCUUGGAUUGUCGCUGUAGGAUUGUCCCUGUCCGCUGCCGAGU
Molecule: messenger RNA, 504 nt
Organism: Aureobasidium pullulans EXF-150
Lineage: Eukaryota; Fungi; Ascomycota; Dothideomycetes; Dothideales; Saccotheciaceae
Exons: 1
Coding region: 149-409 (86 amino acids)
Source: RefSeq, a predicted model, not a curated record